Aspergillus ibericus CBS 121593 is the source of this 222-nucleotide messenger RNA. RefSeq lists its product as uncharacterized. The record is from RefSeq and is a predicted model, not a curated record. The transcript has a single exon. Lineage: Eukaryota; Fungi; Ascomycota; Eurotiomycetes; Eurotiales; Aspergillaceae. The annotation marks the transcript as partial.
AAGAGUCUUGUAGGGGCUCUUAUUCUUUUUAUAUUAAAAAAAAAUAAUUUAUACUUUUAUAUAAAUUAUAAGAGUUUUAAUAAAAUCUCUAUUAAAAAUUAUUAUUCUUUAUUUUUUAUUUCAGAGAUCUUUAACAGAGUUAUAAAUAGUAAAUAUUUUUUAAAAAUUAAUAUUAAAGAUACUAUCAAAUCUAUAUUAAAGAAAAAAAUAAAUAGAAGAUAG